UCUUCUUCUUCUUCUUCUUCUUCUUCUUCUUAGCUUAUUCUUUGUCCACCCACCACCAGCAGCAAUGGAGAGUCAACGCAGCAGCAGCAGCAAUAGAGAAACCCUCACCGGUAGUCCUCACCUCAAUGCCCCACUCAACACGCUCCAUGUCGACCGUUGCACCCCCAUACACCGCCUGCACGCGCUCCUCUACGCCGCUGCCAUCCUCGGCCUGGUGUACCACCGGCUAACCUCCAUUCUAGCCUCCUUCACGUUCGCCGAGGGAUGCAUGCUGUUGGCAGAUCUUGUCCUGGCGUUCAUGUGGGGCUGCUCGCGGGCGUUCAAGUGGCGUCCGGUGCAUCGCCGGGAAUUCCCCGACAGACUGCCGGAAUGUGAUGCCUGGCCGAAGCUCGACGUGUUCGUGUGCACUGCUGAUCCGAAAAAGGAGCCCCCGGUCGGGGUUGUGAGUACAGCCCUCUCGGCUAUGGCCUUCGAGUACCCCGCGGACAAACUGUCGGUGUAUGUUUCCGACGACGGCGGCGCGGACGUGACGCUGUUUGCGUUCAUGGAGGGCGCCAGAUUUGCGCGGCACUGGCUGCCAUUUUGCAGGGAGAAUGGCGUGCAGGUGCGGUCGCCGGAGGUGUUCUUUGCUUCUUCUUCUUCUGGAUGUUCUGCCGGUGGCGGCGAUGUGGAUAAGCUGAAGGUGAUGUACCAAAACAUGGUACAGAGGGUGGAGAAUGUGAUGGAGAAAGGCAUCAAUGUCGACAGUGUUGAAUAGGACUUGUCCGAAGAACAACAACAGAUUUUUAAGAGGUGGAAAGAAUAUUCUAGCAACAACCAUCCAUCAAUUAUUCAGGUUCUUCUUAAAAGCAGUGAGGACAAAGAUAUUACCGGGCAAGCCAUGCCCAAUCUGAUUUACUUUUCAAGGGAGAAGUGUCCUGGUUUUCCUCACCACUUCAAAGCUGGGUCACUUAAUUCUCUGGUCCGUGCCUCGAGCAUCCUAACAAACGCACCAUUGAUCCUAACAAUCGACUGUGACAUGUACUCCAACGACCCGACCUCACCUCAACGUGCACUAUGCUAUUUCCUAGACCCUAUUGCUUCAAGCAAGCUUGCAUAUGUUCAGUUCCCUCAGCGUUUUCAAGGACUCAACAAGAGCGACAUAUAUGGAGGUGAGAUGAAACACCUCUUCAAGAUGAACCCUUAUGGCAUGGACGGGUUUGGUGGGCCAAAUUACCUUGGGAGCAAUACAUUUCUAGCAAGGCGGGCAUUAUUUGAUUCAUCGUUGGAAAGUGAAAGUGGUCGUAAUCUGCUCGAACCAGAGAAGGUUUUAGAAAUGGCAACGGAGGCUGCAGCAUGCAACUAUGAGACAGGGACAAAAUGGGGCAAAACUAUUGGAUUCUGCUAUGGUUCACUUACAGAGGAUUUACACACCGGUUUUUGGCUGCAUUGCGAAGGUUGGACUUCCGUGUUUUGUGACCCACCGCAGGCUGCCUUCCUAGGUGAUGCACCAAAGACCCUGCACGAUGCACUUAGCCAGUGCAAGAGGUGGAAUGUGGGGCAAUAUGAGGUAAUGUAUUUAUUAGGUAUAAGUCUACUGAGACGAGUUCAUGCUGUUACGGGUCAAUUUUUUGGGAUGCAGGUGGGAUUUACUCGGCACUCACCCUUAACCUUUGGAGUCAGAAAAACAUCUCUUGGUUUGGGGUUGACUUACUCCCAUCUUGCCUUUUGGGGUCUUUGGUGUAUCCCUAUCAACAACACAUAUGCUCUUUUACCACAGCUGGCUCUGGUCAACAGUAGGCCAUUAUUUCCAAAGUCAUCAGAUCCAUGGUUCUACCUCUACACGUACCUCUUUGUGGCAGCCUAUACCCAAGACAUGCUUGACUUCAUUUACCACAAGGGCACGUUAAGAUUCUGGUGGAGUGAUCAGAGGAUGUGGCUUAUGCGUAGCCUCACCUCGUUCACCUUCGGUUCAAUCCAAUUUGCGUGCAAGCAGCUCAACAUCUCCACCCAAAGUUUCAACGUGACAAACAAGGUCAUGGACGAUGAACAAAUCAAGCGGUACGAUGAGGGCACUUUCGAUUUUGGUGUAGAUUCUCCGUUCUUCGUCAUACUAAGCACAGCGGCAUUGCUCAAUCUUUGUGCGAUCCUGGUAGGAAUUUUCAGAUACAACAUCAACAUGGUUGCAGAAAUGCUGUUAACUGGAUAUGGCGUGGCCAAUAGCUGGCCGGUAUAUGAGGCAAUAUUUCUCAGGAGUGACAAUGGCAAGAUGCCUGACGGAGUAAAACUUCGAGCUUUUUUCUUGACAGGCAUAUUGUUUGCGGGGGGCUUUCUGGUAUUUAAUGCUUAACAUUUUGUGUUCUGCUUAGAAUCUGUAGCGUACACUGCAAGUGAAUGAUUUAUGUAUUUGCACUUGAUGGCAUUUGGAUCAAAUUCAUAUCCAAAGCCAUUCUAAAUUUCUGAUCCGUGCGAUCGAAUUUAUAAAAUUGAUCAAUA
This is a messenger RNA of Panicum virgatum (switchgrass), 2475 nucleotides long. RefSeq names its product cellulose synthase-like protein G2. Gene Ontology annotation, biological process: plant-type primary cell wall biogenesis; cellulose biosynthetic process. Gene Ontology annotation, molecular function: cellulose synthase (UDP-forming) activity; mannan synthase activity. Gene Ontology annotation, cellular component: plasma membrane; trans-Golgi network. Bases 881 to 2329 code for a protein of 482 amino acids. The record is from RefSeq and is a predicted model, not a curated record. NCBI's taxonomy places the organism in Eukaryota, Viridiplantae, Streptophyta, Magnoliopsida, Poales, Poaceae. The transcript is spliced from 7 exons.